AUGGGCGAUAGUCUCUGGGAAGAAGGAGAAGAGGAUGAUCUGGGGCUGAGUGUGGUCGACUGCGUCGUGUGUGGCGCUUCAAUCCCACAUUUUGCCCAGUUGGCGCAUGCAAUGUUCUCUCGGGGCGUCCUGCCCCUUCUCGGUGCAGUCUCCGCACUGUUUCUGCAAACCCAAGCGCGAUCACAAGCCGCCGAAGCUAUUCGCCAUGUUACGCCCGUCGACAAUCCCAUCAUCCGCACUCCAUCACAUCAAGUCGACCACCUCUCCCACUUCGACAUCACCUUUAACCUCCACCGCGACGGCCGCCGGAUAAAACUGGAACUUGAGCCCAACCACGAUAUCCUGGCAGAGGAUGCAUUCGUGCAGUAUCUCGGCGUCGACGGAACCUUGAGAGAUGGCGAGCCCAUCAAGCGACACGAACACAGGGUCUUCAAAGGCCGGGCUCUGGUGGGAUCGGGCAAGGAACGAUGGACGCCCGUGGGUUGGGCCCGAGUCACCAUCAAAAGAGAUGGGCCGGACCCGUUGUUUGAGGGUGCGUUCAGCGUCAAUCACGACAAGCACCACAUCGAAUUGCAGUCGACCUACUUGGACAAGAAGCGCCCGAUCGAUGCUGCGAUCAAAUCCCGCGAGGGCGAGUACAUGCUCGUCUAUCGGGACUCCGACAUGAUCCGAUAUGAGCACCCUGAUCUUAAGAAGCGAUCCCUGCCCGAGUCCUCCGGUUGCCAGUCACACCAACUCGGGUGGAACGCCGACCUGAGAAAUUCGAUCUUUCCGAUGGGAUUGGACGAAGCCGAGGGUCGAUUGGGAUUCACCCCGCUGAACUCGCUGUUUGGCCUGAGCAAGCGGAACGAUAUCGGUGGAGUCUCGGGCAACACAGGUGGCGUGAACCUGAAGUCGACUAUUGGCGAUUCGAGCGGAUGUCCCAAGACCAAGAAGGUUGCGUUGGUUGGCGUGGCCACGGACUGUAAAUUCACCGACUCGUUCAAGGCGACCAAUUCUACCCCCAAGGAGGCAGCUCGAGACUGGAUCAUCAACCUGGUGAACACGGCCUCGAGUGUCUACGAAGACGCGUUUAACGUGUCUAUCGGCCUGCGCAAUCUUACUGUCAGCGAGACGGGUUGCCCGUCUACCGCUUCUUCCACAACCCCGUGGAACGUUGACUGCAAUAAAGGCAACAUUACUUGGCGGCUGAACGAGUUCUCAAAGUGGCGCGCCUCUAACAAAGACAACAACGCUUACUGGACGCUUAUGACUGACUGCCCCACGGACCAAGAGGUGGGUGUCUCAUGGAUGGGUCGGCUGUGCACUUCGGAUCUCGUUAGCGAUGGAGACAACUCGGUCACCGGUGCCAAUGUGGUGGUGCGCAGCCCGGGGUCCUCGUGGCAGAUCUUUGCUCACGAGUCGGGUCAUACCUUCGGAGCGGUGCAUGACUGCGACGAACAGACCUGCAACCAAGGACUGGCAGAAUCAUCCCAAUGCUGCCAGUUGAGUUCAUCGACCUGCGACGCCAGCGCCAAGUACAUCAUGAACCCAUACUCCAAACCUGACAUGAAGAAAUUUUCGCCGUGCACUAUCGGCAAUAUCUGCUCAGCUAUCGGCCGCAACAGCAUCAAGUCCACUUGUUUGUCUGACAACCGCGGCGUUACCACUAUUAGUGGCAGCCAGUGUGGCAAUGGCAUUGUGGAAUCCGGCGAGGACUGCGACUGCGGCGGCGAAGAAGGCUGUGGCGACAACAGCUGCUGCGACGCCAAGACCUGCAAGUUCAAGGGCGAUGCCAAGUGCGAUGACUCCAACGACAGCUGCUGCGACAAGUGCCAGUUCGCCUCGGCCGGUACCGUGUGCCGCCCCAGCACUGGCGAGUGUGACAGCGCUGAGAAAUGCCCGGGUGACUCAAGUUCCUGCCCGGACGACAAGUUUAAGAAAGACGGCACUUCGUGCGGCGACUCGAAGGCGGGCCUGAGCUGCGCCAGCGGUCAAUGCACCAGCCGCGACUACCAGUGCCGCACGGUACUGGGCAGUCUACUGAACAGCAACGACACCUGGGCCUGCGAGCACACCAACACGCCAUCGUGCACACUGGUCUGCGGCGCCCCCGAGGUCGCCCACCAGUUCGGCACCACCACCUGCAUGAAAAUGAACCAGAAUUUCUUGGACGGCACGCCCUGCGAGUCCGGCGGCCGCUGCAGCUCCGGCCAGUGCAAUGGCUCGUCCGUCGGCGGCUGGAUCCGCGAGCACAAGAACAUCGUCAUUGGAAUCUGUGUCGGUGUCGGCAGUCUGAUUGUUUUGGCCUUGCUGUACUGCAUCAUCAGUCGCUGCCGCAUGGCCAUGAUCCGUCGCAAGAUGCCCAAGCCCCCUCCCUACCGCCCUGUCCCGAUUCCGCCGAGUGGUCGUCCCGGCAUGGCUCAAUGGCCUGGCUAUCCCAAUAGUGGGUAUCAAAAUAUGCCCCCGCCACCGCCGCCGCGAUACGGGUGA
Messenger RNA from Penicillium alfredii, 2472 nucleotides. RefSeq lists its product as uncharacterized. Gene Ontology annotation, molecular function: metalloendopeptidase activity. The record is from RefSeq and is a predicted model, not a curated record. Lineage: Eukaryota; Fungi; Ascomycota; Eurotiomycetes; Eurotiales; Aspergillaceae. The transcript has 3 exons. Gene Ontology annotation, biological process: proteolysis. The coding region runs from base 1 to 2472 and encodes 823 amino acids.